AUGUUAGGCCCAAGGCUUACAACUUCAAUGAUAAGAGAUGAUGUGAACGAGGAUAUGGAGAAUCUCAUGGAUAAGCCUAGCAAAUUCUUGGAGGAACAACCUUUUAAAAAAGCUAUUAAUCUUAUCGUUGAUUCGCCAUACUUAGUCAAGA
Molecule: messenger RNA, 151 nt
Organism: Acaulospora colombiana
Lineage: Eukaryota; Fungi; Glomeromycota; Glomeromycetes; Diversisporales; Acaulosporaceae
Source: the annotation of a GenBank genome assembly